Cooperia oncophora is the source of this 216-nucleotide messenger RNA. The record is from the annotation of a GenBank genome assembly. Lineage: Eukaryota; Metazoa; Nematoda; Chromadorea; Rhabditida; Trichostrongylidae.
AUGGUGGCGUCGGUGGUUGGUGGAGGCUACUAUAUCAAGAGACGGCGCAGCUCUCCGGAUGACAGCGAAUAUGCACCAUACGCUGGAACUGGACCAGGUUUUAAAAAGAAGGGUGACAAAGGCGAUGAGUCUCUAGCGUACAAAGCGCAACUCCACCAGUAUCAGCAGGCAAAACAGAAGAUCAUCUGCGGUGAAGACGCUCCUGGUAAGCGUUUU